This is a messenger RNA of Arachis stenosperma, 3657 nucleotides long. RefSeq names its product protein FAR1-RELATED SEQUENCE 5-like. Gene Ontology annotation, biological process: regulation of DNA-templated transcription. The coding region runs from base 754 to 3657 and encodes 967 amino acids. The transcript has 5 exons. The record is from RefSeq and is a predicted model, not a curated record. Lineage: Eukaryota; Viridiplantae; Streptophyta; Magnoliopsida; Fabales; Fabaceae. Gene Ontology annotation, molecular function: nucleic acid binding; zinc ion binding.
GACUAGUGUACAGAUGUAAAUUGAGAAAAGCGUACAGAGAAUUUGUUUUUUGUGGCUGGAAGUGGACACGUGUGACGUUUAAUUUAUAACGGAGAAGGCUUUGAGGGUGUGAGAUUUGAUGUAAGCUCAGAAGGCUUACUAGUGGUGAGCCGAGUCGAAGAGGUAUGGAAUGAGGACUGGAUUUGAUGGUGGGUCAUUGUGGCUGUGGGCUUUGAAAAAAACACUUGCGGGUCAAUUUCCAAAAAAAAUAUUUCUGAGUUACGGGGGGAAAAGGAAAAAGUUGGCAGCACUAGGAUCGCAACGAAAGCCCUACCCACUUUGGCCGUAGCAAACGGGGCUCUCGCGUCUCCUUCCGUGAAUCUCGUUGCCGGCGUCAGUUGCGUAGGUCUGGGCGCCGUAGCACGGACGCAGCGGAGGUCUGAGGUGGUGUUGCAGCCGUGGUGUCCAGCGGGGGACGUGGGUGCGUGUGAUCUGAGGCCGAGGGGUAGGACGACUUCCUUGCGCGAGGUCCCGACGCUGAAGGAUGCAGUGAGCCGUACGUGCCGUCUGAUGCGGAGAUCCGGCCGCCGUUCCACGGAAAAGAAGGCUGUGGAAGGUCCAAGGAAACAAAACUCUGCCGCUGAAACAACGCAUUUCCUGUCAGAUCUCAGUUUUUAUCUGAAGAUUGUCACUUCUCCCCCGAUUUGGGUUCUCGCGGUUGGUGGACACUGAUACAGUUCAAAGUCAGGCUAGAACUGUGAACCGAUAAGUCCGAUGGAUUUCAAUGGGAUUUUUGGAGCUGAAUUGGAAGAGUCGGAUGACAACAGCUCCGAUGGAGACCGUGGCUGUUAUUAUGCGAGUGACGAAGAAGGGGACGAGGAUGAAGGUGACCCAACAGGAUGCAGAGAAGAUGAAAAUGGUAACCUCUCAGGUGGUGCCAGUCAUGCCGGGGAUGAUGGGAAAAGUCGUCCAGUUGUCGCAGAGGAUUUUAUGGGCAGAGAGUUUGUCGGGGAGGAGGAUGCCUAUCUUGCUUACAAGGAGUUUGCUAGAAUGAGGGGUUUCGGGGUCCGCAAGGGCGAUGUGGGGCGUGUCGACGGGGUUUUGGUCAGGAGAGACUUUUUCUGCCAUCGACAGGGCACAAGACAUGCUAAGCACUAUGAUCGUCCUGAGCGAGUUAGGGAGGAGAGGUUGGAGAGUCGAACCGACUGCAAGGCGAAGUUGAAGAUUUUCUAUGAUGUGCAACGCAGUGUGUGGAAGGUCAGGAGCAUCUUCGAUGAGCACAACCACGAGCUUGCUCCGGCCAUGUUUUCACACCUCGUACCUAGCCAUCGCUCGAUGAGUGAUGGUGACAAAGCACAAGUUGAUAGCAUGAAGCAAUUUGGUAUACCAACUGCGAAGAUAAUGGCUUACAUGGCUGGUCAAUCUGGAGGGUAUGGAAUGCUGCGAUUUACAAAGCGUGAUUUGUAUAAUUAUAUACAUGGUCAAAGGCUGGCCCGAAUCAGUGAUGGCGAUGCUGCAGCAACGAUCAGUUACUUGGAGGGCAAGGCGAAUGCCGACAUGACGACUGUAGCACAUUACACGCGAACUGCCGAUGAUCGGCUGGGGAGCCUUUUCUGGGUCGACGGUGAAAUGAUGACCGACUAUCAGUUAUUUGGUGAUGUUAUGGCCUUUGAUUCGACGUAUCGGUCUAAUAAGUACAAGAAACCGCUUGUAGUGUUCUCUGGGUCAAAUCACCAUAAACAGACAACCAUUUUUGGAUUUGCGCUCCUGGAGGAUGAGGAAGUUCGUACUUACCGGUGGCUGCUGUUAAAUCUUGUAGAUGUAAUGGGAGAGAAGACUCCGUGUGUUGUUGUCACGGAUGGGGACAAAGCGAUGCGCGCAGCCAUCGCGGAGGUGUUCCCGGCAGCAAGGCACCGGCUGUGUGGGUGGCACUUGGAGAAAAACUGUGUUCAACGGGUUAAGGAUACGGAGUUCCGAAAGGUUUUUAAGAAGGCUAUGUAUGCGAACUUCGAGGUGGAGGACUUCGAGGAAUAUUGGAAGACGGCGGUGGAGUCACUUGGCCUACAAAAUAAUAGUUGGGUUCAACAAACAUACGAGGUUAAAGAAAGUUGGGCAACAGCAUAUCUCCGGGGCACUUUCUGUGCGGGAUACCGAACAACCUCAAGGUGUGAGGGGAUUAAUGCAUACAUAAAGGGGUUCCUGAAAUCCACUGAUAGCAUUUUGGAGCUGGUGCACAGCUUAGAUCGCGUUGUAAAGGUUUAUCGAAACAACGAAGUCACGGCGCAGUUCUAUUCUACGUACUACAGCCCCGUGUUAACAACCGGGCUUGACUCUAUCGAGCUUUUUGCAUCGAAGCUGUACACUCGAGCAGUUUUUAGAGAGGUCAAGAAACAAAUCAGGGGUGUUGCAACCUUGCUGUUUCGUGGGAGAGACAGCAUCAGCACCACGGUUGUCUACAAGUUUUCAAGGAUGGGCGCGCCUGGUAGGAUUCACAAGGUUUUAUUCGACCCAGAUGACAAGAAAAUUCAGUGCGACUGUUCGAUGUGGAAUAGUGAGGGUAUUCCAUGUAGUCACAUAUUCUGCCUGAUGAAGUACGAGGGUUUGGAACAAAUACCGGACAGCCUUAUUGUGAGAAGAUGGUGCAAGGAUGCAAAGGAUUCCAGACGGAUGCCGGUGACAAUGAGACCUGGAGAUGAAGGUCGCAUGCUUAGGUAUGCCGCACUUUCUUCGGCCACAAGCUUGGUCGCAACACUUGGUUCGGAUGAGCGUGAAGACUUCGAAUUCGCUAAGGAGAGCAUCGCGAGUCUAAUAGAUAAGCUACGUCACAGAGUUUAUGAAAGGGCAGGUGGUCAGCCAGGUAUGUCGGGGUGGAAAGCGAUGAAGGACCCGGUUGUGGCAAGAACAAAAGGUGCCCCUAAGAGGAAGAAGGAGUUCGACCAAUGUAGUCAACCCGACGUGCGAGGGAAGAGGCGUUGCUGCACCAAAUGUGGCACACCCGGGCAUACCAAGAGGACAUGCAGCGGGUACUGUGCACGAGGGGUGUCCGGGAUUGGUAAUGGGGUCUCCCCCACGGAUGGCAACGGUUCGCAUGACGGCCCUGCAGCCGCUUCAGCGUCUCUUCCGACCGAGCUCGGUCAUGCGUAUGAGGAUCAAACCUCGGGUCACGGCGAAGCUGGUCUGAAUAACGUGUCUACCUCAGCGGCAAAUACAUCCUCCAUGGUGAGUCGGAGAGGUAGUCCAUGUUGGCGUCCUCCGUUUUCUGGCGGGGAAGUGGGGGGAACUUCUUCCUUGGGGGCCAACACAUCCACCAAUUCUAUGCAUCCCAACCUUGCUCCGGGCACCAAAGCGAUCCGCCGCCGCACGCCGGGCACGGGAGUACGGGGUUCUCCUGAGAUGUACUCCAAUAUUUUGUCUUUGGAUGUAUUAGCAGCUCGGACCUGUCCACUAAACCAUGUGCCUUUUCAUGUUGAACAGAAUGUGAUGGGUCGUCGCUCGUCGAGCAAUAUGCAGGGGGAUUUCCCACGCGUGGAACUUGAUGUUAAGCUGGGGGAUAACACAUACCGAAUACUUUGUGUCUUGCAAAAAGUUAUUAUUUUCGAUGAUGUUAUUUGCUUCGUUGAUGAAGAUGGAGAAUCUGCUUUCUUAGUAGAAGGACUGGCUGCUGAAGGCUUUGUCUGA